Symbiodinium sp. CCMP2456 is the source of this 465-nucleotide messenger RNA. The record is from the annotation of a GenBank genome assembly. Lineage: Eukaryota; Dinophyceae; Suessiales; Symbiodiniaceae.
AUGCAGGCAGUGCUUCGAACCGAUUUGUCAGCCUGCAUCGACGAGUCCCACACCUGUCUGCAAGUGCCUUCUCGGAGGAAUCAAACCGUGAAGGCGGACAAGAGGCAACGAGAAGCUAUACAGAGCCUAGCCGGGGCGGAGGUAUUGCAGUUGCUUUUGCAGCAGGUCUUUGAGCGUGCUUCUUUGAAUGGGGUGGUUGUCGAGUCCUUCUUCCUUCAGCAGCAGAUCCAGUGGGAGAUGGACAAAUACCCAAGUCCACAGGUUUCACCAACCAGCACGGUGAGGAAUCUGCACAAGCUCCUCUCUCGCAUGAGCUUGAAACAAAUGGUUCAGUUUGUCCGGCGCAGCCCUUUUUGCGACCCCAUCUUCCUCGACCACGUGCAGGGACAGAUGUGUUCCUUAAGGCCAGGUUUUACGACGAGUGACCUCGGUGGCUCAAGGCAGGCCACGUCCGUAUGGCUAUAG